Polychytrium aggregatum is the source of this 1253-nucleotide messenger RNA. RefSeq names its product P-loop containing nucleoside triphosphate hydrolase protein. Gene Ontology annotation, molecular function: ATP-dependent FeS chaperone activity; ATP binding; 4 iron, 4 sulfur cluster binding. The record is from RefSeq and is a predicted model, not a curated record. Gene Ontology annotation, cellular component: cytosol. NCBI's taxonomy places the organism in Eukaryota, Fungi, Chytridiomycota, Chytridiomycetes, Polychytriales. Bases 188 to 1141 code for a protein of 317 amino acids. Gene Ontology annotation, biological process: iron-sulfur cluster assembly. The transcript has 9 exons.
CUCCUGGAAUCUGCUGGAGGGGGGGAUGGGGCGAGCGGGACGGGAGAGAAAGCUUGUCAGCGAUGAGCAGCAACCAAUGCGGCGGCUCGGAUCGAGCGCACCCGCAUCUGGCGACUGCCGAUUUCUAGAAGAAUAGUGCCGCCAUCAGCCGAACCCGACAGCAAGCACCGUCCCUCCCCCCACCACCAUGUCGUCAGAGAACAGCGUCCCAGAUAACGCUCCCCAGCACUGCCCCGGAACCGAGAGCGACCAGGCUGGAAAAGCCGAUGCCUGUGCCGGAUGCCCCAACCAACAGAUCUGCGCAACAACACCAAAGGGCCCAGAUCCAGCGAUUCCGCUCAUCAACGAGCGCAUGGCGACCGUCAAGCACAAAAUCCUAGUGCUCUCCGGAAAGGGAGGCGUCGGCAAGAGCACCUUCACAACAAACUUGGCCUUUGCGCUGUCCCUUGACGAACAUAUCCAGGUCGGAGCCAUGGACGUCGAUAUCUGCGGGCCUUCGAUGCCCAAGAUGACGGGUCUGGAGGGCGAGCAGAUCCACCAGAGCAACUCUGGAUGGUCGCCUGUGUAUGUCAACGACAACCUGGCGGUGAUGUCGAUUGGAUUCAUGCUGCAGAACCAGGACGAUGCUGUCAUCUGGAGGGGCCCCAAGAAGAAUGGCCUCAUCAAGCAGUUCCUCAAGGACGUCGACUGGGGCGCACUGGACUACCUCGUUGUCGACACUCCGCCAGGCACCUCAGACGAGCAUCUCUCCAUCGUCAAUUAUCUGAAAGAAAGCGGCAUCGACGGCGCCGUCAUCGUCACCACCCCGCAGGAGGUCUCGCUGCAGGACGUGCGCAAGGAGAUCAGCUUUUGCAAGAAGGUCGGCAUUCCCAUCAUUGGCGUGGUUGAAAACAUGAGCGGCUUUGUCUGCCCCAAAUGCCACAAAGACACACCCAUCUUUGCCCCGACGACUGGCGGGGCCCGGAAGAUGGCUGCCGAUACGGGAAUCAACUUCCUUGGGUCGAUUCCGAUCGAUCCGCGAAUCGCCAAAUCGUGCGACUUUGGCGAGUCGUUCCUCGACCAGUAUCCUGAAUCACCAGCAUACAAGUCGUAUAUGGAUAUCAUCGAAAAGAUCAAAGCGUUUGUGUCCCAGAGCCAGUAGUGCUGUCGGUCGUGCUCUCUGGUCGUGCUGUCGGUCGUGCUGUCAGUCGUGCUCUCUGGUCCGGUUUGCACAAUACAAUCUGCUCAGGCCAUCGUCCGCGCCGGCACAAUCC